Pipistrellus nathusii (Nathusius's pipistrelle) is the source of this 1041-nucleotide messenger RNA. NCBI's taxonomy places the organism in Eukaryota, Metazoa, Chordata, Mammalia, Chiroptera, Vespertilionidae. The record is from the annotation of a GenBank genome assembly.
AUGGAGACGCUACCAAUCCCUCUAGCAGGAGAGAAAGACACCUUUGAGCCGCAGCAACAACGGGGAAGGAGCCCCAAGGAGAGCCUUAACUCAACUACUCAAACCAGGCAGCAGCCCCAAGAGCCCGAAGUCCUUGAGCUGAGAAUGAGCCCCGCUGCAGCCAGCCAGACCCCAGAGACUCCGCAGGGCGCUGGGAGGCGGGCUGCUGUGCUGGAAGACGCCGUGGAGUCUCACGGAUCCGCUGGUGAGAAGCCAGAGCCCCUCGGCGCUUCCGAUCUCUGGGCCUGUCCGGAUGGGAGCUUUGUCAAGAGGAUCAUAACCCGCGGCCAUGGCUUGGACAAACCCAAGCUGGGCUCCCGCUGCCGCGUCCUGGCUUUGGGGUUUCCUUUGGGGUCAGGGCUGCCAGAGGGCUGGACAGAGCUAACAAUGGGCUUAGGCUCGUGGAGGGAGGGAACCUGGGGGGAACUCACAGAGAAGUGUUUGGAGUCCAUGUGUCAAGGUGAGGAGGCAGAGCUCCAGCUCCCUGGGCACUCUGGUCCUCCGGUCAGGCUCACACUGGCUUCCUUCACGCAGGGCCAGGACUCCUGGGAGCUGGAGGCCAGCGAGAAGGAGGCCCUGGCUAGGCAAGAACGUGCGCGGGGAACAGAAUUAUUCCGAGCUGGGAACCCAGAAGGGGCUGCCCGAUGCUACGGACGGGCUCUUCGGCUGCUGCUGACUUUACCUCCACCUGGCUCUCCAGAACGAACCGCCCUGCACGCCAACCUGGCUGCCUGUCAGCUGCUGCUGGGACAGCCCCAUCUGGCAGCCCAGAGUUGUGACCGGGCGCUGGAGCGGGAGCCUGGACAUUUGAAGGCCUUGUACCGAAGGGGGGUUGCCCAGGCUGCCCUUGGAAACGUGGAAAAAGCAACUGCUGACCUCAAGAAGGUGCUGGCAGUAGACCCCAAAAACCGGGCAGCCCAGGAGGAGCUGGGAAAGGUGAUCUUUCAGGGGAAGAAACAAGAUGCAGGACUGGCGCAGGGUCUCCGCAAGAUGUUUGGCUGA